AUGGGUUGUUCCCUGAGCAUUGGUGUUUCUUCUUUUAAGUGUGAUGUUUUUAAAGGUACCUACUGUGAAGUCAACAUCGAUGAAUGCAUCUCAUCUCCUUGCCUCCACAAUGCCACGUGUCUUGACCUUGUCCACGGUUUUGGAUGUGUGUGUUUGACUGGCUUUACAGGUACCAAGUGUGAGCUUGACAUUGAUGAGUGUUCCUCAUCUCCCUGCAAGAAUGGAGCCACUUGCAUUGACCAGCCUGGUAAUUACGUCUGCCAGUGUGUGGCUCCAUUUAAAGGUCAUAAUUGUGAGUUCCUACCAUGUGAAGCCAGUAAUCCCUGCGAGAAUGGAGCAGUAUGUGUGGAGGAGUUGGAUGGGAACCAUUUCCCUUUGGGUUUCCGCUGUCACUGCCGCCGGGGCUUUACGGGCCCCCGCUGUGAAAUCAAUGUGGAUGAGUGCAGCUCCAACCCCUGUUUUCACGGCUUUUGCUAUGAUGUUGUAGAUGGCUUUUACUGCCUUUGCAAUCCUGGUUUUGCGGGGCAGAGAUGUGAGCAAGAUAUUGAUGACUGUGUCAACAACCUGUGCAGCACAAACUCAGAAUGUAAAGAUCUACAUCUGAGCUAUGAGUGUGUGUGCCACUCCGGCUGGGAGGGGAAGUUCUGCCAACAAGAAAUUGAUGAAUGUUUAUCACAGCCCUGCAAAAACAACGCCACCUGCACAGACCUUCUCAGCAGCUACAAUUGUUUGUGUUCACCAGGCUGGACAGGUGUGAACUGUGCAGAGGACGUGAACGAGUGCGAUUCUGGACCCUGUCUAAAUGGAGCUCAGUGUCAGGAGUCAGACGUACCUGGGGAGUUCUCUUGCACCUGUCCCCCCUUCUUUGGAGGCUUGUUGUGCAGCCAGCCUUACGACCCCUGUGACCCUCUCCACGAUCCCUGUCUGCACAACUCCACCUGCCUGACACGCUCCAAUGGAACAGCCUCCUGCCGAUGCCCAGCUGGCUUUGAAGGAAGUUGGUGUGAAAUUGACACCAAUGAGUGUGGCUCAAGUCCAUGCCAAAAUCUGGGUGACUGUGUAGACCAGGUCAACAGUUACAGCUGUGAUUGUAAAUCUGGAUUUUCUGGCCUUCGCUGUGAGGAAGACAUCAAUGAAUGUGUUUCAAACCCUUGCCACAAUGCUGCCAUUUGUCAAGACCUUGUCAAUGAGUAA
Thalassophryne amazonica is the source of this 1194-nucleotide messenger RNA. Its product is annotated as protein eyes shut homolog. Bases 1 to 1194 code for a protein of 397 amino acids. The record is from RefSeq and is a predicted model, not a curated record. The transcript is spliced from 9 exons. Lineage: Eukaryota; Metazoa; Chordata; Actinopteri; Batrachoidiformes; Batrachoididae. Gene Ontology annotation, biological process: Notch signaling pathway. Gene Ontology annotation, molecular function: calcium ion binding; Notch binding.